UUACCCGUGGAGAAUGUGAGCACCUCUUAAAUAUGUUCGUGAGAAUAAAUAACAAACGAUCCUUCGCAAAUUUGGAUCGACUCAAAUUCCGUGAAACGUUGCACCAUUUGUUUAACAUUACCGAUGAUUUAUUGUUGGAUGGAAUUGCUUUUAAGGCGUAUGAUUUUAACUCUGAUGGCAUUUUGACGCGCGAGGAAAUGUUCCUAUUGCUGAAGUCCUCACUUGUAAAGCAACCGACAGACGAUGAUCCUGAUGAAGGCAUCCGGGAUUUGGUUGAUAUAGUAUUUAAACGCCUGGAUAUGGAUCGAGACGGUAGAGUAAUCUUUCAAGAUUUCCUGACGGCCGUACAGGAUGAUCCGCUUCUGUUGGAAAUACUGGGCCAAUGCUUCCCCGAGGAAAAAGUCGCUGCUGCGUUCCUGUCUACCUUCCAAGAAGUCAAUUUACCCGUGUCCAUAUCAUACCUUAAGCCGAACAGACCCACGGUGAUGGUGUAGGACAGACGAGGUUAGCGGCCAUCCCAAAGGACACAUUCUGCAUAUCAUGACUGGGCAGAUGCCUACCGAUCGUCAUCUUAACGUGAGUCAUUCUAUAAGUAACGACAGAAGGCGUUUGUCAAAAACUUCAGUGGAUCAUGAUUUACCACAAUCUUUCUCUAAAAUCCUAAAUAAUACUCAGUAAUGUGUU
Molecule: messenger RNA, 684 nt
Organism: Opisthorchis viverrini
Lineage: Eukaryota; Metazoa; Platyhelminthes; Trematoda; Opisthorchiida; Opisthorchiidae
Exons: 5
Coding region: 33-494 (153 amino acids)
Molecular function (GO): calcium ion binding
Source: RefSeq, a predicted model, not a curated record